AUGAUACUUCGAUGCGGCAGAAAGUUGUCUAGUGGACGAGCUUUAUCUGGACCGGUUUCUAGUACCCAUGAUUUGACUGUUGCUGAACAAGACAAAACUAGUUCUUUUUUCAGGCGAGAAAGUAAUUCAUUGAUGAAAAGUUUUACUGAAAAACGUUUGACAGCAUUAUUAAUUGCAAUCUGUAUAAUAUUUAUCAUCGGUAACAUUCCACAAGUGUUUGUAAUGAUUUUACAGCAUGAAAAUCGUGAAACUAACUAUUCAUUCCAACUGUUUCGGAACAUUGCUAACGCCUUAGAAGUGUUGAAUCACUGCUUAAACUUCUUCGUCUUUUGUUUGGCAAGUCGUGAUUAUACCAGAGCAUUUUUGCAUAACAUCAAAUUCUUGCAUCGGAUUCUGAUUAAAAUACCAUGUUGUGCGCGAUAUUUGCAGCCAAAUCGUAACAGUGAUGUUGUUGAUAUGACUGGCCGAUUGUCAGUGGGUAAUUUUUCAACAUUUAAUCGUGAUAAAAAGCUGUCAUCAGAUGAACCAAGUGGAACUGUUGAUGCUGCUGUUCAGAGUAGUCCAACAACAACAACUAUAGAGCAUAAAUCAGAUGACAAAAAAAUCAUCACCGAAAGUAUCACUCGGACAACGUUCCUUGCCAACAACUCUGGACGUGAUAGUCCAGAUUCAGAGGAAGAUUCUAUACUUGUAUAG
Molecule: messenger RNA, 696 nt
Organism: Enterobius vermicularis (human pinworm)
Lineage: Eukaryota; Metazoa; Nematoda; Chromadorea; Rhabditida; Oxyuridae
Source: the annotation of a GenBank genome assembly